AUGGGCAAGCCUCUUAGCCGUCCCGGGUGUUUCAGGAAAAGCUCCUGCUGCCUGGAGAAACAUGGCGCUGGGGAUGGGGGAGUGGGAGCACCAGACGGUGCAUUGGAAGGGGGAUACGGAGACGGCUACGUACCCCAGCGGUCCAUCUAUGACACCAUGUGCAUCAAUCAGCAGAUUGACAGCCAUCACCACCACCGUGGAGGGUCCAUGCGGCUAGAUGGUGGAGGUGAGGGGAGCUUUAGCUACUCUGCAAGUGGCUCCCUCAGGAUUAGUAGGUCCCCGACUGACAUGUUUGAUCCUCAGCCUCGCUCUUUAACUACGAACCCUUCAUUCGUACGACGACUGGAUGAAAGAGCCAUCUAUGAUUCGUUGAAGCUUGGGGGUCAAGAUGUCGAUGGUGGGGGCUGCCAUUCACCAGGACGCUUCCCUCGAUCACUUACUACAACUGAAAUGAUGGACAGAGGAGGGGGAUAUCUGAAUCCAGGGCACUACCCUCCCCCUGGGGGCCAGUCCUCCUCUCUUACCUCCCCCCUUAUUUCCCCCUUCUCUGGCUCGCCACUUUCUUCAGGUUACCAUACUCCAGUCUUUUUCUCCCCUGCCAAACCUCGCCCCAGUCAGUCUCAGAGUUUGCGCUGUUCCCCUCCUCAUGUCAUUCAGCCAAGGCAUUACUCUCAAACCCAGAGCCUUAGGCUGUCACCUCCUCAUGAGCUCAGACGAUCAGCCUACUGCUCCCCACUGGUCCAACUGUCUGCUCACGACCUCGAGCAGGAUCUGAGAGGUCGAGGAGGAGGAGGAUGGGGCCGCAGUGAGAGAGAAAGGGAGUGGGAAAGGGAACGGGAAAGGGAGCUGGAGCGCGGAUGGGCCCAGCGAGAGUGGGAAAGAGAGAGGGAGAGGGGGAGGCUGGAGAGGGAGAGAGCGAGAGAAAGGGAGAAGAGGGAAACAUCAACUUUUGGGACCUUUGGGUAUGGCCGACCAACUCCUUUGCGUUCAGACAGAGAUUCUGUGUUUUUAGAGCCUGACCAGGUUUUAGAUACAACACCCCUUUUGAUCCCCCAGCCCUUACCUUCACCUACUCCCAAUGCUGCCCCCAGAAUGGGUACGGGCGUUGUUGGUAGGAACAGAGCAGGCUCAAAGGUUGGCCCUGAAAGUGUAGGUGGUGGAAUGGUUUCUAAGUUUGACAAUGGGAGUGUGGGUUUGAUGUUAGUUGACAGCAAAUCUGGGUGUGGACAAAGGUUAGUAAGUGAAGCUGGGAGUGCAAACAUGUCAGAGGCUGAAAUCAGGGCUGGAAUACAAGAACACCAUAGAACUGAAAAGUGGAACAAAUAUGACAACGGAUCCAGGGCUAGCAUCAAAAAUGGGUCUGAAACAAGAAUGGGCUCCCAAGUGAAAACAAGACCAGGAGGACGAGAUUUGGAAGGAAAGGUGCAAUCUGGGAUAGAGAGAGAAAAUAUGGUUCCAUCUGUGAAGGAGGGCCAUAGGGGAGGGACAAGGAAUGAAGAAAAAACUGUAAGGGGUGCUGCUAAGCCAGAACCCAUUGCUGAGGCUACACCUUCAGCCAUGGCUGACCCUGAGAACAGGGUUGUGUUCGGAGAUAAAGUUAAGGUUGGAGAUGAAUCUGGUCCAGGAAUGAAGCCAGAGGUUCAGGCAGAGGCUGAGGCUAAAGCUAGUUCACAGCAGGUGGAAAAUAGAACUGAAACACAAGCUGAAGUUUUAGCUAAAGUUAAUAAUGAGGAUGGGUCAGCAGGAGAGUCCAUAAUAGAAGCUAAAGUUGAGACAGAAGUUAAGAUUUGUUUUGAGUCUAAGGCAGUAAAUGAAGCUGGGGUUGGUAAUGAGACAGGGACUAAGAGUAACACUGUGCCUGAGAUUGUCAGUGAAACCCAGAACAGCACUAAGACUACAGAUAAAGCUCAGGUGACUGUUGUAGCUGAAGAUAAAACUGAAAUCUCCCCUGCAGAUCAGCCUGUGGUCAUUGAUAAGAUUGAAUCUAGCCACAAGGAGAAAAGUUCCAGAUCACAUAAGUCUAAAUCAUCCAAGUCCACUUCCAGGACUCGACCUGGCACAGCCACAGGGCUGCGGCCAGGCAUGAUCAGCCCACAGCUAAACACAGGGCUUGAGGAUCUUGAGUCAACAGGCCCAGCUGAAGGCAUCGAGUCCACCUGGCCUCGCCGAAUCAUUGUCAGAAAAAGGACUGUUAGGCAGGGUGGGGCACUCCAUAACCUCCCUAUUCUCCCCCCACUUCCUUCUGUCCUCUCAGCAAUGGAGAAGAGGCGCCCACAUGCUCACCUCCCUCCCCAUCCCAGCCACUUCUCAGAGAACCCGCUAACAAGCCUAAUGACCGCUACAAGUAUUGUGGGACGAUGCUCACUUAAAGAGCCCUUGCAUCCAGAACCAGCACAAGGGGCCAGUUUGGUUGGCAGGGCUUCACUUAAGGAGCAGAACUUGGAGCACUGGAGGGUCUGCAGAGAGCAGGACGAACCCAGGAGAUCACAGAGCAAGGAGAAACAAGGAGAGCAGAGGAGGGAGAAAACUGAGAGGGGAGAGAGGAAGGGGAUGGAAGAAAAGAGAGAUAAAGAGAGAGGGGGGGAGAAAGACAAAAAGGAAGAGAGAGUCAGUAAAGAGAAAGAGGAGAUUAUCCUUAGCGAGGGACAUGAGGAAGAAACCAAAGUAGAAACCAGAAGAGUUGAAGAAGAAGUCCAAGAAAAUGCUAAUAAAAUUAAGGAAGUAACGCAGGAGAAGAAUGUAGAAAUAAUGUCUGAAAAGCUGGAGAGUAAAGGUAUGAAAAUUAAAGAUGGAAUACAUGAGUGGCAUAAACAAGAGCUGGAGGAGGUGGUGGCUAAAUUACAGAUAGAAGAAGGUGAUGUAGAAGGAGGAGAAGGAGGGACAUUUGGAGAAGAAGGACAGAUGGAGAGUUGGGAUUCCGUCAUUGACAUGGUCAACACUUUGUGGGAUGAGGGCUGGGAUAAAGGCAGAGCAGGAGGAAGUGGUGAUACAGAUUCCCUCUCAGGCUCUCUGCCACGGUGGCCUCUCCUCCGGCCUCCAGUUGGCUUUGGGGGCUCCCACCCCCCUUCAUCAGCAGCCUCGGAGCUCAGCUUGACAGAGUUAGAGAGGAGAGCCAGGGAGCUUGACUCUGACCUGGAGCAUCUAGACCUCUCUCAGCCUCAUAGGGACAGCCAGGAAUCAUACCAAACACUGAUGGAGCCACAGAGGGAGCGAGGUGACAUGUACCAAACACACCCUGGGACGCAGAGAGAGAAAGCUGCUGCCUUGACAGGAGUGGGGAGAAGAUCCCAGGUCAGUUUGGAGAUCAGUGCUACAGACACAGACAGGCUUCCUGUCGAGUGGUCGACCAAGUCUGCUGGGACUUCCUCUGUUGGCACCAGCUCCACUAAGGAGGACAGCUCUCCAGACUCCAACCUAACAUUGGAGUCCGACUCCAGUGGCGUCUUCCUCUCUUUAUCCAAUCAGAGCCAGGAGGAGGCUGGCUCUGACAGCGACCAGCCAAUCAGUGGCUCUGACCUAGGCAGCAGCAGCACAUCACUGGAAAAAGACGGGGAUGAUGGUUUAAAGGAAUGGGGAAGGGAGGAGAGUGCAGAGCUACAGUGGUGCUACCCAUCACUCCUUAACACCUCACAGGAUGACAUAGAAGGAGAUGGCAAAAGAGAGGAAGCAGGAUAUAGAAAGAUAGGGGGUGAUGAAGAGCGAUGGAAAGAUGAAAAUGGAGGAAAAGAUGAUAAGAUAGGAAUGGUUUCAAUCAUUAAUACGCCACUUGACCAUACAGCCAUUGAGGGCUCCCCAACUAUAAAUGACCCACAAAGGGAAGAAAUGCCUCACAGAAAAAAAGUGACUCUUAUGGGAGGUGAUUCUCCUCUUCCUUUGUCUCCCACAAAACAACCAAUCAAACACCUUCUAGACCCUAGUCAGAAACCAAUCAGAAGCUCUGGACUGGACUGUAGUGACUUAGAUCCCUUUGUCCAGUUGGACAGCUUUGUCUAUCUCGCUGUAUCUGCAAGACCUGCCUCCCAGGGUGAAGUCACCACAGUGACAGAAGUUCCCACUAACGAUACAAAACAAGGCAGUGUACAGCAACAUUCAGAUAGCAUGAAAAUACACUUGGACCAGGCAAAUACAGAACAAGAUGGCAAGCCAACUCACCUUGCCCCACAAAAGCCAGAGGAAGGAGAUUUUCUGUGCACUGACAGCUUUGUCUACCUGGCUGCUCCAGCCUGCCUCCUGCUUGGCCCUCCAGGAAGCUCAUCCUACAGUGGCAGGGAGUCAGACUCGGAGAGUUCAGACUCUGGCCCUGUUGAUCUGUCAGUACUUGGUUGUGACUCAGUGGCAGGAGACAGUGACUGGGACUCAGACCUGUCUGACUCUGAUCCCAGUCGCCCCUCCAGAAUCGUUGCUGCUGGUAGCAAAUCUGCUGGCAUAGUGCGACCCAAGCGGCUGGCAGCUGAACCAGCCUCGGGCUUAGUGAGGGUGACAGCAGCAGAGUUUAAAGCUGAAUCUAGUGUUGGCAUGCAGCAGCCAUAUUUGUUGAUUGAGACUGAUGAUGAUCUGGUGGAGCCCUACAUGUACCUGCAGGGUCAGUGA
Messenger RNA from Monopterus albus (swamp eel), 4590 nucleotides. RefSeq lists its product as uncharacterized. The transcript is spliced from 8 exons. NCBI's taxonomy places the organism in Eukaryota, Metazoa, Chordata, Actinopteri, Synbranchiformes, Synbranchidae. The record is from RefSeq and is a predicted model, not a curated record. The coding region runs from base 1 to 4590 and encodes 1529 amino acids.